Molecule: messenger RNA, 740 nt
Organism: Neofelis nebulosa (Clouded leopard)
Lineage: Eukaryota; Metazoa; Chordata; Mammalia; Carnivora; Felidae
Gene: LSM6
Product: LSM6 homolog, U6 small nuclear RNA and mRNA degradation associated
Exons: 5
Coding region: 245-487 (80 amino acids)
Biological process (GO): mRNA splicing, via spliceosome; maturation of SSU-rRNA
Cellular component (GO): nucleolus; sno(s)RNA-containing ribonucleoprotein complex; U6 snRNP
Molecular function (GO): RNA binding
Source: RefSeq, a predicted model, not a curated record
AAGAAAGGCAGCACUCUGUUCCCCAGAAAAGUGCCACCUGCGGCGGCAGUUUCACUUUCGGUUUCACCCGGGUGGUCCGCGGAGGCAAGCUAGUGGCGCUGCUGGAGAGGAGGUUUGGAUCCCGGCCACCAGAUGAGGAGCCUGGGGCCUUGAGAGGUGAAAUGAGGAGUUAGCCAAGGCAUACAGCUAAAUUAAGUAGCAGAGCUGGGAUUAGUCUCCCAAAUUUUUGAUCAGGAUUGUUACAAUGAGUCUACGGAAACAAACCCCGAGUGACUUCUUAAAGCAAAUCAUUGGACGACCAGUUGUGGUAAAAUUGAAUUCUGGAGUGGAUUAUCGAGGGGUCCUGGCUUGCCUGGAUGGCUACAUGAAUAUAGCCUUGGAGCAGACGGAAGAAUAUGUAAAUGGACAGCUGAAGAAUAAGUACGGGGAUGCAUUUAUCCGUGGAAACAAUGUAUUGUAUAUAAGUACACAGAAGAGAAGGAUGUGAAGACGCCAGGAGUACAAUACUUUUCAAACUGGGGUAUAUUUUUUUAUGAGAUUUUUGGGGGGUUCCUUUGUGACUUCCACUUGUCCCAUUUCAUAAUAGUUGGUGAUUUUUCACUGACCUGCGAGGAAGAGAAAUGUACAGAAUUGUGAUAAUGUAAUUGCGACGUGUUCCUUCCUAUUUAAGUUUCAGUCGUUUCCUUUUACCUCUGUGUCAGUGUGCAGAAAGCAAAAGAAUAAAAAAAGAAAGAAAAGCU